Molecule: messenger RNA, 947 nt
Organism: Paraglomus occultum
Lineage: Eukaryota; Fungi; Glomeromycota; Glomeromycetes; Paraglomerales; Paraglomeraceae
Source: the annotation of a GenBank genome assembly
GAAGACUUUUGGCCGCAUAUGAUGGAUCCCAAAUUGUUCUCUUUUUCUGUGGCACUGCCGACGGACAUUCAGUCCAGUUAUCCGUUCUCGAUGGUUAUGAUCCGGCGUACCCACUCAGUCUAUUGUUUGCUUUUCCCCAAAUGCGUAAUGGAACACCGAGCUCUGUGUCGCAUGUUGCUGGAGUCAGCUUAUUAGAUGGCAGCAUAUUUUGUUGGCGAGUAGAAUUUUCUGCUAUUACCCAUGCCGUCUCGGUUAAUCAAUGGGCCGGAGCAUAUUCUAAAUGCAACACAUAUCCACCUGACUGCAAUCCGCCCGUCCUCUUGACAUGCUCUUCCACGGGACGAAUUACAUAUUGGAGAUGCAAGUUAAGCGUCACGAAUAAGGCUGAAAGAGAGAAAGGCAAGUUGUGGGAAGAGAGUUACAGGCUCAAGAGUGAGGAUCAAGAAGGGAUAUGGAAGAUUAAGUGCGGGCCCGAAGACAAGGUUGCAUUAGUAAACAAAGCAAGAGAUAAGGUUAGCAUCUGGGAAGCUAUAACUCCUCGCUUGCCAUCGAUGAAGGAAUAUGUUAUAGAGUCAAGCGAGACGAUAAUCGAUGUCGAUUGGCUAUACACUUCGUGUGGAGGGCUCGUUUUGGCGGUUGCAUCUGCUCAGAAGAUAACAAUCUAUACACGACUCCGUAAGCUUGACACUCUAGUGCGAGAAUGCUGGAUCGCAUUAACUGAUAUUCAGAUACCACUUACGAUGUGUCGGUCGGUGUCAGCUAUUUCUUGGGCAAGCAGCGGAACGUUAGUAGUAGCAGCUGGUAAUCAAAUGAGAUGUUAUUGCAAGUGGAUGAAUGCAACAAAACUUCGCCAAGUCUCCAGGAUGACCGGGAUCAAUGAAAAGCUUCCUACUGUAUUUCAUGCCGUUAGUCAUGUGAACGGGCCGCUGCCUCAUCAUCAUCCGAGC